Molecule: messenger RNA, 747 nt
Organism: Caenorhabditis bovis
Lineage: Eukaryota; Metazoa; Nematoda; Chromadorea; Rhabditida; Rhabditidae
Source: the annotation of a GenBank genome assembly
AUGUUUUUGACACGCAGUGAAUACGAUCGUGGAGUGAACACUUUCUCACCGGAAGGUCGCCUGUUUCAGGUCGAAUACGCGAUUGAAGCCGUGAAACUUGGAUCUACUAGCAUCGGAAUUCGCACUAAUGAAGGUGUAUUGCUUGCUGCUGAAAAGCGUUCCACAUCCAAAUUGAUGGUGAAUGAUGCUAUUGAGAAAAUCAGCAAAGUUGAUCAGCAUGUUGCUGUGACAUUUGCUGGACUGAUCGCCGAUUCGAGAACGCUUGUCGAGCGCGCUCAAAUCGAAGCCCAGAAUUUCUGGUUCACUUAUAAUCGAAAAAUUCGCGUAGAAGAUGUGACCCAAUCGGUUGCCAACUUGGCUCUUCAAUUUGGAGACGAUGAUGUCAAAGCGUCGAUGUCCCGCCCAUUCGGUGUCGCAAUGCUCUUCGCCGGUGUUGAUCAAGAAGGCGCGAAACUUUUCCAUUUGGAUCCUUCUGGAACAUUCAUUGACUGCAAGGCGAAGUCGAUUGGAGCUGCCAGUGACGGUGCUGAGCAGAAUCUCAAGGAACAGUAUCAUGAUGCGAUGACCAUUCAAGAGGCGUUGAAAGUCUCAUUGGCGAUCCUGAAGCAGGUAAUGGAGGAGAAGCUCAACUCGGCGAACGUUGAAGUCGUUGUUAUCAAGCCGACAAAGGAUUCGAGCGGGCGCCAAAUUGGAAACUUCGAGCGGGUGUCGAAUGAUGAGCUCGACAAGAUCAUUGGAUCACUUUGA